AUGGACUCUGCUGUAACAGGGUCAAAAAAGCGUAAGGGUGGUGGUGGCAAUACUCAGCUGAAAUACGUCUACUCUGGAAUGGGUGGCCAGAGGGAAUUUGUCUCACACUGCGUGGAGCUGUGGAAUGCCUAUCAUUUGAAAAAAGGGAAAAAUAAAAAGAAAAUUCCACUCUCGAGAGAAGUGCAAAAAGUCCUCGCCAAGGCCGGGUAUGAGCAGAAGACUAAACAUUUCAAUGAUAAAGGGCUGGUGCCGAGGCUCAGGGGAAAGAAGUUGCGCGUGGUGUGGUAUCAGCCCGAGGAGAGGAUACUGGCAUGCAACGAUGACAAGGGAGAGCUCUUGCUAGUCUCUGAUGUGGUUGUACAGAGAGGCGCAUGCAAGAGGGAGGAGGAGGUUGGGUUGUUCUCGACGAGGGCUCGUGAGUUGGGCGAGGCGUGGUAUGAGAAAAUAUCUACAUGCGGUUUCCUCAAGAAGCGAGACGUGAAAUUCACGAUGGCCUACGAUCAAACCUCAAGCGACUUCCCUACCUGUCAUGAUGCUAUCGAAACUAUCAGCUCCUUCGUCCACUUUGAAGAUGAUAUUGUUGGAGGAGUUGGAGACUUGUUUGACCCGGAGUCGAGUUUGCACAAGCGCGAAGGAAUCUUCGAGAAUCCACAGCAUGAACCCAAAAGAUUCAAAGCUCAUCUGUCCAUCGGCGCCAAGACGAAAAUCAAUCCAGGCUUUGCUGCGAGGAAAGCAACUCCUAAGAGGAAUACCCAAAAAGAGGCAAAAUUUGACUUCAACAAAGGCACCAUCGCUACCGCUCUCUUCCCACAUCGUCCUGAUGCCGUGGAGAUCGUACCCAAUACUUGGAAGGAACUCAGCGAGAGCUCUGCAUCUAAACGCACCUUCACUGGAAUGGUGAAGGUUGUGUACGGCAAGAAGUCUACUUUACAGCAGGAAGUGAAAUUGGAAGUUGAGGCUGAUGUUGACAGUUUGAACGACCUACGACGUGCACUAGGGGUCCCUGUUGUGGUAGAGGCCUUGCCUUUAGCUGCUACUAGUAGUCUUCCUCUUACAUCGACUAUGGAGAUCAACUUUAAAGUCACCAAGAAGAACGCGUUGAAGGUCCUUAGAGAUGAGAAAAAUAUAAAAAAGUAUUUCGUGAAAACUGACAUCGCCACGCCGUCUCGAAUCACUUCUGACGGCGAAAUUGAUACUGAUGUGGUAUUGCAUGAAGGGAAGAUGAGGCCACGAGGGCCUCUGGUGAGGGGUGAGGGCGGACAGGAGGAGAGGGAACGUAGAUUACCUGUGGAGGAUAUUGAACAGCGAAGGAUUGAUAUUGUUGAGGAUGGCCUGAAUGGACAGCAGGGGGACUUCAAUACUGCUGCUGCUGGUGGUUAUGAUGAUGAUGAGGAGGAGGAGGGAAUUGAAAUGCUCGACGAGGAUGGAGGUAACGGAAGAGAGGACCAAGAAGGGGAGUAUUAUGAUGACGAGAACUUGCUGCAGAUGUUUGACGAUGGCUCGGGCACGAUAGAUGAUGAUCAUGGAGAUUUAACCUUUUCCUUUGACGACUAA
This is a messenger RNA of Perkinsus marinus ATCC 50983, 1554 nucleotides long. RefSeq lists its product as hypothetical. The transcript has 16 exons. The coding region runs from base 1 to 1554 and encodes 517 amino acids. The record is from RefSeq and is a predicted model, not a curated record. NCBI's taxonomy places the organism in Eukaryota, Perkinsozoa, Perkinsida, Perkinsidae.